GCAAAAAACAAGCAAUUGACGCUCCUCUCACCUGUUUCAUCUGACAUCUCGUAAUUGAGAUCCAGAUCUGGUGUGGCAAGCGCGGUGUAUCGAUUGCCAGGAGCUUGGGCCCAUCCCCCCCCACGGAAACCAGGAACUUUAGCCCUGCAGGUUUCCCCAGGUCUCGUGCAGGAGCUGUGUGAAAUACCUCAACCACCACCUGCUAACCUUGUCCCUCCUCAUCCUUCACUUUCCUCCCUAUAUACCCGUAGGCAAGAUGUCGGCAGAAAAGCCCCUCCCUUUCGUAUACCAGUUCGCGGCCGGUGCUGUGGCCGGUGUCUCUGAAAUUCUGGUCAUGUACCCGCUGGAUGUCGUCAAGACCCGAGUGCAGCUCCAGACGGGCAAGGGCGUCGGCGACGAAGCGUACAAUGGCAUGUUGGACUGCUUUAGGAAGAUCAUCAAGAAUGAGGGUUUUUCGCGGCUGUACCGUGGCAUCUCGGCCCCCAUUCUCAUGGAAGCUCCCAAGAGAGCAACGAAGUUCGCCGCAAACGACUCAUGGGGCCUCUUCUACCGCAACCUCUUCGGCCAAUCCAAAAUGAAUCAAUCGCUCUCCGUCCUCACCGGUGCCACAGCCGGUGCAACCGAAGCCUUCGUCGUCGUCCCCUUCGAGCUCGUCAAGAUCCGCCUCCAAGACAAAGCGCAAGCACACAAGUACAACGGCAUGAUCGACUGCUUCACCAAGAUCGUCAAGCAAGAGGGGCCUCUCACCCUCUACCAAGGUCUAGAAAGCACACUGUGGCGACACAUUCUCUGGAAUGCCGGCUACUUUGGCUGCAUCUUCCAGGUCCGAGCACUGCUGCCAAAAGCGUCGGACAAGAGGGGUCAGAUCGGGAACGAUCUCGUUUCAGGUGCCAUUGGUGGCACUGUCGGCACUAUCCUCAACACGCCGUUGGAUGUCGUCAAAUCGCGUAUCCAGAACUCCCCCAAGGUCGCCGGAACAACUCCCAAGUAUAAUUGGGCAUGGCCCUCUGUUGGCCUCGUCAUGAAGGAAGAGGGCUUUGGCGCUUUGUACAAAGGGUUCCUCCCUAAAGUCCUGCGACUGGGUCCCGGUGGCGGUAUCCUGCUCGUCGUCUUUACCGGCGUCAUGGAUUUCUUUAGGAAAAUGCGCGCGGACUAGGCGUUUCACACUUACAGUCAAUUAAGGAGCUAUGUGUAUGAGUGAGCAUUGAACAAGCAAUCGAGUGAGCAAGCGGGUUCAAUAUACUGAUUCCGUUUCGAUCAUUCCACGUUUGUCAAGAUCCACCGAAGUCUAAGAGCCUUUCUACUUUCUUGAUCGAUGGUCCCCAUGGCUAAAAGGGCAAUGGGCAGGCAUAUAGACUGUACAUUUCCUACCUACGGAACAAAGCUUGUAGAGUACACCAAUUACGUGGCAGGCGUCAUUACCACUUCC
Molecule: messenger RNA, 1429 nt
Organism: Lindgomyces ingoldianus
Lineage: Eukaryota; Fungi; Ascomycota; Dothideomycetes; Pleosporales; Lindgomycetaceae
Product: mitochondrial 2-oxodicarboxylate carrier protein-like protein
Exons: 7
Coding region: 257-1156 (299 amino acids)
Biological process (GO): transmembrane transport
Source: RefSeq, a predicted model, not a curated record